Molecule: messenger RNA, 930 nt
Organism: Zygotorulaspora mrakii
Lineage: Eukaryota; Fungi; Ascomycota; Saccharomycetes; Saccharomycetales; Saccharomycetaceae
Gene: CDC21
Product: thymidylate synthase
Exons: 1
Coding region: 1-930 (309 amino acids)
Biological process (GO): dTMP biosynthetic process
Cellular component (GO): cytosol; mitochondrion
Molecular function (GO): thymidylate synthase activity
Source: RefSeq, a predicted model, not a curated record
AUGACAGCACAGCAGAUCAGUGAACAGGCAGCAAAAGAAGGAAAUUUAGAGGAAUCUCAAUAUCUAGAUCUCUGCAAAAGAAUUAUCGAGGAAGGUGAAUCUAGACCAGAUAGAACAGGCACCGGUACUUUAAGUUUGUUUGCGCCUCCGCAGCUGCGAUUCAAUUUGAAGAAUGACACCUUUCCUUUGUUCACUACCAAGAGGGUAUUUACAAAGGGUAUAAUACUUGAAUUGCUGUGGUUCAUUUCUGGUUGUACAGAUGGGCAGAAAUUGUCGGAUCAAGGUGUCAAGAUUUGGGAAGGUAACGGUUCUAGAGAGUAUCUUGACAAGCUAGGACUAACUCACAGACGUGAGAGGGAUUUGGGUCCAGUUUAUGGUUUUCAAUGGAGACAUUUUGGGGCGAAAUAUAAAAGUUGCGAGGAUGAUUACACCAAUCAGGGAUUUGACCAACUGCAAGAUUUGAUAUCGAAACUGAAGAAUAACCCAUAUGAUCGUAGGAUUAUUAUGAGUGCAUGGAAUCCGCCUGACUUCCCGUUGAUGGCUCUCCCACCUUGCCAUGUGUUUUGUCAAUUUUAUGUAAAUUUCCCAACAGAUGGUUCAAAGCCAAAACUCUCCUGUUUACUGUAUCAAAGGUCUUGUGACAUGGGGUUGGGGGUUCCCUUCAAUAUAGCUUCCUAUGCUCUGUUGACCAAGAUGAUUGCACAUGUUUGUGAUAUGGAGCCAGGCGAAUUCAUUCAUACUAUGGGUGAUGCGCAUGUGUACAAAAAUCAUAUUGAGGCGUUACAGAAGCAGAUUUCGAGGACACCAACAAGUUUUCCUCAAUUGAAAAUCAAGAGAAAAGUUGAUAAUAUUGAUGAUUUCAAAUAUGAAGAUUUUGAGAUUAUAAACUAUAAUCCACAGAAAAAAAUCGAAAUGCAAAUGAGCGUUUGA